Molecule: messenger RNA, 2082 nt
Organism: Brassica napus (rape)
Lineage: Eukaryota; Viridiplantae; Streptophyta; Magnoliopsida; Brassicales; Brassicaceae
Exons: 3
Coding region: 1259-1825 (188 amino acids)
Source: RefSeq, a predicted model, not a curated record
GUCAUGCAUCUGUUUUAAUUUAUUCAUAAACACGAUAACUUUUUAUAUUCUUCAGUAAUGCACAACCACCACACAUUACCCAAAACAAAUGGACGACCAUUAUCGCAGUUGUGUUGAACUUAAUUUAUAAUCGAGUAUAUUCGUAUGUAGGCACCCAUAAGACACAUAGCUGCUCACUAACAAAGAGCAGAUUGCCUGGAAAGGAGCCCAAUGUUUGAUCUACGAGAAAGGUUUCUUGAAAAAUGACAAUUGUUUUAAAUCUGCAUUUCUCUUUUCUUUUAUACCCUUUCUCUUGACUCACAGUUUCUAAAGAAAAAAACACAAAACUUACUAACACAAAUCAUAGUUAUAAAACAUGUAAGAAACUCGGUAAGCAGAUGAAUCGACCGGAGAGAUUUAAAUCUCGCUCGCGACCACCGGCCAGAUAGCUUCUAACUCUAUCUAGCUACAGCCGAAUUGGCCAAUUCAAGAAUAAGGGCAUAGUUAACCCCUUCUCUUGGUACAAUGUAGCCACACAAACAAUAGAGGGAUACAAAUGUCUUUUCGAUAUAUGUCUCAUGAAUAACAGUUUAGAAAUAACAGGAGGCGAAUGACAGGACCAAAACUAAAAUGUAAGAAACUCGGUAAGCAGAUGAAUCGACCGGAGAGAUUAGAAUCUCUCUCGCGACCACCGGCCAGAUAGCUUCUGAAUUGAUCUAGCUACAGCCGUAUUGGCCAAUUCAAGAAUAAAGGGUAUUGUCGAAACCCCUUCUCUUGGUACAAUGUAGCACCCCCCCAAUUAUAUAACUCAACACGCGAACAAACGUUAAUUUGAAUCAGAUAGAUGUGCGAACCCUAGUACUAGGCGGCGUGAAGAAGAGAUGAUGACAAUGAAAGAUUGUUAAUAUAGGAUAAAACAUCAGGGAUAUAAAGGUCUUUUCGAGUUAGCUCUAUCUCUGGAGGCGCCGCUAUUAGGUCAAGACUAGCAGAGAUCCUCUGGGUGAGAAAGAGUCUUUCGUAGGUUUACAGUUAGCAUUACAAUAACGAAAACCCUCUAGCCAAGACAGAGUCUUCUUCUCUUCCCAAUAAGAUCGGGGGUUAUAGCAAAACUUGAGAUCUGAAAGAGAGAGAGAGAGCCUUCUUUUUCUUUGUUCUUACGGAGGAAAGAGACGAAACAUUAGUUUUUUUUUUUUUAAAUUCAUUUAUUAAUCUGUAAAAUAAAAAUUCAAAAGCGGGAUCGUGAUUUGAAUUUAGGAAUUGGAUCAGCGAGUCGUUAAGUAUGGAAGGAGUAGGAGCUCGGUUAGGUAGGUCCUCGACUCGUUACGGAGGACCGGCAACGGUAUUCACGGGUCCGGUUAGGAAGUGGAAGAAGAAGUGGGUUCACGUCUCUCCCUCCUCCAAGAAACAUACCUCCUCCGUCGUUAACGGUGGGUCCGCUUCCGAUGGAUCGCACUUGUUGUUCUUCAAGUGGGCUCCAUUGUCUCAGGGCGGCAGCGGGAACGAAGAUGGCAAAAGCGAGAGUAAUUCUCCCAGCGAAGAGCCUGUGACGGCGACGGAGGCAGAAGAAGAGCCUCCGCGCCGCAGAUUCAAAUACGUGCCGAUCGCAGUGCUUGAGGAGCAGAAGAAGGAAGCUACAGAGACUGAGGAAGACGACAAGGUUGAAGAGGAUGAGGCAAGUGCAGUGGAGCCAAGCGAGAAGAAGAUUGAGGAAAAACCAGACAUGAAUGAUGUUCCCAUGGAAGAUAAUCAGGAGGAAGAUAAAAUAGUGCGACAAGAUCUCAACGAAAGCACUGCCGAUGUAGAUGCGGAUUCUGAAAACAAUCCGAAAGGGGGCGAGCCAGUAUAAGAGUCAUAAACUGGCCAUUGCAUACCCCGUAACUCAGGGUUUGGCUUUAUCGUAUUCCUUAACUUUCACUGUCGUCAUGAACAAGAGACAAUACGGUGAGAAGAAAGCAUUUGUUUGAGAUGGUCUGUGUACGUCCAUGGCUUCUUCCUUUCCUUCUUUGAUGACUAGACUCCAUUUAUUCGGAACUAAACAUUCAAUUUACAGAGGAUUCUUGGUCUUUUUGUUUUGAUUUUUAAUCUGAUUAAGCAUUUUAAUUA